Symbiodinium necroappetens is the source of this 2628-nucleotide messenger RNA. The record is from the annotation of a GenBank genome assembly. NCBI's taxonomy places the organism in Eukaryota, Dinophyceae, Suessiales, Symbiodiniaceae.
AUGGCUGAGUUGGCCAAUCUGGGAGGCACUGCCUUCGUGGCAUUGCCGUCGUCUACAGCCACCAGUCUGCGUGCCACAGGGCACUCGGGGCAUUCCGCUGCCAGCUCAUCGGCGUCUCAGGGCCCGCGAGCUGCGGCGGCUGCUACAGUGGCAGGGCUCGCUGCCUUGGCAUCGCAGGGCUCCCGCAGGUCGCGAAGGACGGCCCUGAAGGGUGCUGCCACGGAACUUCCCACCGUGGACCGGGCAAGUGAGACCGUCGUCAAAGGCCUUAACACCAUAUUUAGAAAGGGCAGUUUGAGGCCCAUGGUGGCUGCCGAUCCUCCCAGAGUAGUCUCGUCGGCAGAGGUGCUUCCCGCGCUCCGAACUGCCGGGGCUUGCAUCCUGGAAGGGGCAGGCAGCUCCAGGGAAAGGGCCGCGGCGCUGCCUGGAGAAAUCUUCGGCGCAGUUCUCGCGGCGGCACCGGAACCCGCGGAGGUCUCGGAGAAAACCCUGGGACCUCGUGGCAUCCGCAAGGAUGACGCCUUCCGAGCGCACACUGACGGCCAUGCCUACGGGGACCUCUUCCCGGACUACUUCCUUUUGCUUUGCGCGCAUGCCAGCUCGAAGGGAGGUGGUAACUUUGUCAUCGAUGGCUACCAACUCCUUGAUGGAUUGGCGGAGGAUGCUGAGAACUCUUGGGUAGUGAAGGCACUGGAGGAAAGGGCCGUUGAUCAGACUUCCCGACUGCCCAGUAUUUCGCCCGUCGUUCUGCGAGCACCUGACGGGCGGCGAGCCCUUCGGUGUCGCUUGUCUGGUCCGCCGGCAGCUUUUGCAGCACAGAGGGUGAGCCAUGAUUCCGACGACCCGGAGAAAGAUGCACGCAUGUUGGCGAUUUACCAUCAAGCGGUAGAGCAAGCAGCGGAAGCAGCCGACAGGAUCUACUUGCGGCCAGGUGAUGCCCUGGUGGUGGACAACUACCGCAUGUUCCACGGCCGUGAUCCUUACGUAGAUCCGGAUCGCUUGUUGUGGCGCUGCUGGAUCUGGACCACAGCUGCAAGGGGCGUCCCAGACACCGAACUGCACUCCACACCCGGCAACACGGCGGGGGAAGUGCGCCCCGACGAGGCACCCUCGAAAAGGCAGAGGCUGGAGAAGGCGGAGGCCACCACGAAGCAAUGGAGGCGAGACUUGAUGAGGUCCGACCAGUACUACAAGUUUGGCAGGACCCAGAUGGAGAAUGCCAUGAAUCAGCUGCAGGAGGUCAGUGGCAGCGAGCUGCUGACCAAGAUUCGGCAGAAUGGCUUCCGCCUGACUGUCGGCGACAUCACCUUCGUGUUGGCGGAGUCCUAUGGCUUCUGCUGGGGCGUGGAGCGAGCGGUCGCCAUGGCCUACGAGGCUCGAGAUUUUUUCCCAGACAAGAACAUUUGGGUGACGAAUGAGAUCAUUCACAAUCCGUCGGUGAACCAGAAUCUCUCCGAUAAAGGGAUGCGCUUCGUGGAGACAACGAAGGAUGGGGGCAAGGAUUAUUCAGCCGUGGAGGAGGGGGAUGUUGUCAUUCUGCCCGCCUUCGGUGCGUCCGUCGAUGAGAUGGCACUGCUUAAAGAGCGCAAUGUUCAGAUCGUGGACACCACCUGCCCAUGGGUUUCCAAGGUCUGGGCUUCAGUCGAGCGCAGCAAGGACAAGGAUCAUACUGCCAUCAUCCACGGCAAGUACGACCACGAGGAGACUGUGGCCACCAAGUCCUUCGCGUCGAAGUACAUCGUCCUGAAGAACAUGGCAGAAGCGGAGUACAUUGCAGCCUACGUGCUGGGAGAGGGCAACAAGGAGGAGUUCAUGGCCAAGUUCAGCAAGGCCAUGAGCCCGGGCUUCGACCCGGAUGUGGACCUGGAUCGGGUCGGUGUGGCCAAUCAGACCACAAUGCUCAAGGGCGAAACCGAGCUCAUCGGCAAGCUCUUCGAGCGGACCCUCAUCAAGAAGUACGGCCCGCAAAACAUCAACGAACACUUCAUGUCCUUCAACACCAUCUGCGACGCCACUCAGGAGAGGCAAGAUGCCAUGUACAAGAUGUUCGGCGCUGAGUACGAGACUUGGAUGCACACUCCUGGCGCCUCCGCGAUCCUGCGCGUCUCUGAGUGUUUGCGCAUCGACCUGAGGCGAUCACACGGUCGAGCCAGAACUAGCCGGCAAGAGCGAGCCUUGGUGAGCCCAGUGUUCCCACGAAAGGAGAUGCCGCUUGUGCAGCACGCUCGUCGGCGCUGCUGCAGCACGGCGCCCGCGAGCGUCCCGGAGGGUGUGAGUCAAAGUCGGGCCGUCGACGAGAGCCUCUAUGGCGCUGGCUUCGCACCCAUUUGCAAGGACCCGGCCGACUUCCUUCCAGAGAGGGAGAUGUGGGCCUGGUGCGACUUCUACGGGAACGGUGCCGUGAUGCCAGACGAGACGACCUGCAAUGAUCAAGAGGGUUGUUAUGGUGGAACGGGCUGGUGCCACUGUGAGGGCAAGGAGGGUUGCCUGGCCGUGGGUGGCUACUGGUUCGCCCAAACCUGCACGAUGGAGGUGGAGAUGUUCAGUCAAGAACAGCGCGAGAUGUUGCACCUGGCCGACUCCAGCGGCAGUUGCCUGGACCUGGAGGUGGGAGACCACGUGGUGUAG